AUGGCGCUACUGCGGCUGCCUAGCGUUAAGCUCUGGAGAGCAAUGGUGAGGGUGCACUCUUCCUGUUCGUCGUCGCCGUCGCCGACGCCGUCGGUGUCGGAGAAGCUGGAAGAGGCUGGUGCUCCUCCUCGCUGGCAGCCAACGGCGGCGAGUACAACAAAGCGGCACUGGAGCGAGCAGCGGGAGGUGUUCACCAUCUGGAUGAAGUCGCUGGUGCUCAACGGCAGCGGGUGCACCGUGUACGACUCCGGCGGCCGCAUCGUCUACCGCGUCGACAACUACAGCUCCCGCAGCGCCGCCGACGUCUGCGUCAUGGACCUCGCCGGCAACGUCGUCGUGCAGAUCCUCAAGAGGAGGAGCCUCGGUCACUUGGUCGGGAGGUGGGACGGGUACCGGUGUCGGGGCAGCGGCGGCGAGCAGCAGGAGGAGACGCCGCCGCCGACGGCGCGACCGUGGUUCAAGGUGGUGAGCAAGGCGUGGCGCGGCGGCGGCGGCCCGUGCUGCGAGUUCAGGAGCGACGCCGACGGGCGCGCCGUGCGGUACAGGAUGGUCGACGGCGCCCGCCGGAGGCGGCUGCGGGAGGCGGCGGCGCCGCCGCACGCCGGGUGCAGGAUCGUGGACGGCGCGACGGGCGCGGCGGUGGCGGAGGUGAGGAGGAAGACGACGACGGCGGGGGUGGCGCUGGGCGACGACGUGCUGACGCUGGUGGUGGAGCCCAACGUGGAGCACUCCCUCAUCCUGGCGCUCCUGCUCGUGCAUGCAUGACAUACGGCCUAU
Oryza brachyantha (malo sina) is the source of this 777-nucleotide messenger RNA. Its product is annotated as protein LURP-one-related 11-like. The transcript has a single exon. The record is from RefSeq and is a predicted model, not a curated record. The coding region runs from base 1 to 765 and encodes 254 amino acids. Lineage: Eukaryota; Viridiplantae; Streptophyta; Magnoliopsida; Poales; Poaceae.